This is a messenger RNA of Cannabis sativa, 1620 nucleotides long. RefSeq lists its product as uncharacterized. The record is from RefSeq and is a predicted model, not a curated record. The coding region runs from base 207 to 1424 and encodes 405 amino acids. Lineage: Eukaryota; Viridiplantae; Streptophyta; Magnoliopsida; Rosales; Cannabaceae. The transcript is spliced from 12 exons.
UAUAUAUAAUUAUAAAGAGUCUUAUAAUAACCUGUGUAGUAUAUUCAAUAAUAAUAAUAAUAUAUUCUAUUCUAUAUGUGUGCUGUUUCAUAUAUGUUGUUUCCUCCAUAAACUUCUGUGCCGCUCUCUUAGCUACACUAGCUCUCUCUCUCUCACCAUCUCAUUUUCUUCUUAAAAAAUCUCCAUAAGAAGAAAGAAAUACAGAAAUGUCAUCAUCAAUGUCUUAUUACUGCGUGAAAGAGAAGAAACCAUGUAUUGGGUGGGUUGAGAAAUACUUCAAAGACUGCCUUUGUGAUUUCAAAGACGACGUGUCCUUUGGUUUGGGCCUUAUCAGCUUGGUUUGUUGGGGUGUAGCUGAGAUCCCACAAAUCAUAACCAAUUUCAAAACUAAGUCCAGCCACGGCGUCUCUCUUGCUUUUCUCCUCACUUGGAUUGCCGGAGAUGUGUUUAAUCUAGUGGGUUGUGUUCUUGAACCGGCGACGCUGCCUACCCAAUACUACACAGCUCUGCUUUACACAAUAAGUACUAUAGUGCUAGUGCUUCAAAGUGUGUAUUAUGACUACAUCCAUAGAUGGUGGAAAUGUAAGCAGAUUAAAACUACCAAUUUCCAAGAGAACGAAGAAGACCAAAAAAGACCAUUAAUGAAUAAUGGGAUGAGAGGAAAUGAAAAUGGAGAAGCAGGGAUUACAAUUCCCAGGGCUACACCCAAAGCCACUAGUACUAGUCGCAAGGAGUUCUACUAUACGUCAGCUAGAUCAAUGGCUGGAAGUGGUACACCACCAUUCAGAACUUAUCUAAGGGCAGCAGCUAGAAGUGGUCCAUCAACAGUGACCAUUCAAAAUGAUUCAUCUUCAGAUGAUGAUGAUGAUGAUGAUCAGCCUCGCCCAUCAGCACGAUCCAACUCUACUUCUCUCUCCCAACCACGCCCAAUCCCUAAAUCGGCUGCAAGUUAUGCAACGUUUUUAGCAGCAUCAGUGAAUUUGCCCGCAAGAGGCAAUGCUUUGGCCCAUGUGUACAUAGGAGUGGCUGCAAGAAAACUCUUACUCCAUCAAGAAAAUGCAGUAGAGGGACAUAGUGUAUAUGGGCAAUGGUUGGGGUGGAUGAUGGCUGCUAUAUAUAUGGGUGGUCGAAUCCCUCAGAUAUGGUUAAACAUUAAAAGAGGAAGCGUGGAGGGGUUGAAUCCACUCAUGUUCAUCUUCGCACUAAUCGCAAAUGCCACAUACGUGGGAAGCAUUCUUGUAAGAAGCACUGAAUGGGGUAAAAUCAAAGCCAACAUGCCUUGGUUGCUGGAUGCUAUAGUUUGUGUGGCACUAGACUUAUUUAUAAUCCUACAGUACAUGUAUUACAGAUAUUGGCGGAAGACUAGAAGCACUUGCAGGGAUGAUGACUACUACCAAGAAUCAAGAAAAGUCACUGUUUCUUGAUUAUAUAUAUAGCUAGGUUUUUCUAGAUAUUAAUAUAUUAUAUUUAUAUGUUAAUGCUGUACGUUAAUUAAUUAAAUGCUUAUAAAGAAAAUCAUUUUGGAUAUGUAUUUGUUGUUUAACUUUAUUAGUCUUAUAUUGAUUAUAAUUAAAUAAUUGUCUUUGUAUUGGUAGUUGGUGAAAAUUAUUAGUUAAGGAG